This is a messenger RNA of Scheffersomyces amazonensis, 1227 nucleotides long. Its product is annotated as ubiquitin-conjugating protein. Lineage: Eukaryota; Fungi; Ascomycota; Pichiomycetes; Serinales; Debaryomycetaceae. The transcript is spliced from 3 exons. The coding region runs from base 1 to 1227 and encodes 408 amino acids. Gene Ontology annotation, cellular component: cytosol; cell division site; ubiquitin ligase complex. Gene Ontology annotation, molecular function: protein binding; ubiquitin protein ligase activity. The record is from RefSeq and is a predicted model, not a curated record. Gene Ontology annotation, biological process: protein K48-linked ubiquitination; ubiquitin-dependent protein catabolic process.
AUGCCUUCAUCUCCAGUUCCUGAAGAAGAAAAUCCAGAUCAAGAUUUAUUGCCUCCUUCAGCCAUUAAACCAACAAAUGAUUCUUCAUCAAGUUUAUAUAAUAGUAAUAUUAAUAAUCUAAGCUCAAAUAAUAGUGGAACAAGUAGUCCUAUACAACCUCCAGCCAAUAUAAGAAGACCAUCAUUCGGUCUUAAUUUAUUGAAUUCAUUAACUAGUUCAAUUAGAUCUUCUAAUCUGCAAUCAUCACAAAUAAAUCCUCAACCAACUCAACUGCCUCCAUCACCUUUAGAAGCUAGCAAUAUCUUUAUGUCAAAUAGUCCUACCAUUGCAAACUUAAGUAAUUAUGCUUCAACCACUUUAUAUGAUGAAGCAAUGGCAAAUGCUCAUCGCCAACAUAAUCAUGUUAAUCCUCGGUUGUCUCGUCAUCGUCCAAGUAGACAAAAUACUUUAGAUGCUAAUAAUCCAGGAGCUGAGAAUAAUUCAAGUUCUUCUGCAUCGACUAGUAAAGAAAAAUUAAAUGGAAUGGAUAAAGAUGGAUUUUUUUCAGUUAGAUUAACUCCAUUAAUAGAUCAUUCAUCAUCAGCAUCUGGAUUAUAUUUUUCACCUAUAAUAAGAAAAAUUAAACCUGAAUCAGAUAUUUCAAUUGGUAGAUAUACUGAAAAGAAUAAAGCAGCAGCUCAUGCUCCUCAAGGUUCUUCAGCUCCAAUAGUUUUUAAAAGUAAGGUUGUAUCUAGAACUCAUGCAUUAUUUCAUUGUAAUGAAGAUGGUCAAUGGUUUUUAAAAGAUUGUAAAUCAUCUUCGGGAACAUUUUUAAAUCAUAUUCGAUUAUCAGCAGCAUCUCAAGAAUCUACUUUAAUGCCAUUAAUUGAUGGUGAUAUUAUUCAAUUAGGAAUGGAUUAUAGAGGUGGAACUGAAGAAGUUUAUCGAUGUGUAAAGAUGAGAUGUGAAUUCAAUAAAAGUUGGCAACGGAAAGUUAAUCAAUUUAAUCUUGAAAUUCAUAAGAAACUUAAGAAUCUUCAAAUUAGAGAUGAUGAUAAUACUAAUACAGAAUGUGCUAUUUGUUUAAUGAAGAUUGAACCAUGUCAAGCUUUAUUCAUAAGUCCUUGUUCUCAUGCUUGGCAUUAUAAAUGUAUUAGACCUAUUAUUAUUAAAAGUUAUCCUCAAUUUUAUUGUCCUAAUUGUCGUACAAUGUGUGAUUUAGAGACUGAUCUUGAUGAUGAUGAUUAG